Mya arenaria is the source of this 1320-nucleotide messenger RNA. RefSeq names its product mu-type opioid receptor-like. Gene Ontology annotation, molecular function: neuropeptide receptor activity. NCBI's taxonomy places the organism in Eukaryota, Metazoa, Mollusca, Bivalvia, Myida, Myidae. Gene Ontology annotation, biological process: neuropeptide signaling pathway. Gene Ontology annotation, cellular component: membrane. The record is from RefSeq and is a predicted model, not a curated record. The transcript has a single exon. The coding region runs from base 1 to 1320 and encodes 439 amino acids.
AUGGAUGAUAGCCUUCUGCCAACAAGUACAAUAAGUUUUAGACAUACAGUUAAUGGCCACUCAAAAGAUGUGAUUGGACUAUCUAAUGUGACGGACAGUGAAAUAUUGGACAAACUGAAUGACGAAAUUAAAAGGGCUGUCACACCUGUGUCGGUUUUUGUUGGAAUUGAAGCAUUUCUGGGGUUCUUUGGCAAUUUAUUUGUACUGUACGUGUUCAUAAAACGUUACCAUGACUGUAACUUCCGCUACUUCGUGCUGUGCCUGGCGGUCUUUGACUUUGUCAGCACGCUGACCACAAUGCCUGGGGAAAUUCUCACGCAGCAGUACUGGUACAAGUACCCGUUCCCCGUCAUCUGCAAGGUCAAGUCCUUCUUCAAUGUGUUCACGGUGUCAGGGGAGGCCUUAUGUCUGUGUACCAUCGCCGUAGAUCGCUACCGGAAAGUGUGUGCUCCAUUUGGAUGGCAGAUUAGGCCUCGCCAAGCGCUUAUUAUGUGCGGCGUCAUAAAUGGCGCGGCGUUCGCCCUUUCACUUCCGGUCUCGUUUCUCUGGGGAAUACACCAGGAUAUCAGGAUAUACAAUGGUAGAAACGUUUCCGUAACGAUCUGUGAAAAGGAUGCUCAUUAUGUAGACAGCAGUCAGCCGUUCGCUUACGUGACAUCAGUGGAAGUCAUAAUUGGUAUAUGCUUGGUGAUCAUGCUCGUUCUUUAUAUACUGGUAGCAAAGAAACUCAUCUUAGGUCGCCCGUUGGCUCAAACGCGCCAAAACUCCGGAGCGCCUAUGGUUUGCAAGUCGCCAGCCCAACAGACAAAAUCAAAACAAAAUACCGAGACUAGCGAUGGACAUGUUGUAACCAUUUCCGACGUUACGACUAAGAAUAGAAUAGCAAUGAAAGAGAUAAGUACAGCGGAAAUGAGGUCUAUCGAUGACGAGAGUGAACCAGUUGACGUCAAUGAUGUUUGUUUUUCGGACGCCGAAACAACGUGUGACGCUGGGACGUCGGAAGAAUGUCACAAACAACAGGUGCGUCGUCGACGUCGGGAAAUAGCAAACCGCGUUCGCCGGAAAACGUACAUCAUGUUUGUUCUGACAAUCAUAUUUAUUAUCACGUCAAUUCUUUAUAUGACAUUAUUAGCGUUUAUAUCAGGAAGUAUCUUAAAACGUUUGAAUGACUAUGAGAAGGCCGUGUAUUUCUUCUUUUUAAGACUAGUGUUCAUAAACCAUGUUAUCAACCCUUUCGUAUACGGCUUUCUUGACCCUCAGUUUAAACAAAUAUUAGGAGAUGUUAAAAACAGGGUAUUUAAAAUAGUAAGGAAACGGUGA